CAUACACACGGACAGGGAGGGGAAGCUGCUGCUUGCUUCCUUCAUGCCACAUUCCUCUCCUCUUCCCAGAGUUUUCUCUCCAGAAAGGUCCGGCUGCCACUUCACAGCAACCCCGCCUUCAUGCCUUGGCUGCCCGUCCGUCCUGCCAUCCACACUCUUUGGAGCUGCGACGAAAGAGCUUCGUGGGCAAACCAACCAUGAGGGCAGGCGAGGAGAGCUGUAAAGGGAUGCCAGAAUGUCUGGGAAGGGCUAUGCACAUCCAAGUUGCAAUUUCUGAGCAGUUCUGUCCAGGAGACUGUGCCCAGGUUAUGACGACUAAUCCCAAGCCGAACAAAGCAUUAAAGGUUAAGGAGGAGUCAGGAGAGAAUGCCCCAGUGCUGAGCGAUGAUGAACUUGUGUCGAUGUCUGUGCGGGAGCUGAACCAGCAUUUGAGGGGCCUCACAAAAGAGGAGGUUAUCCGCCUGAAGCAGCGGCGGCGCACACUCAAGAACCGGGGCUACGCUGCCAGCUGCCGGAUCAAGCGCGUGACCCAGAAGGAGGAGCUGGAGAGGCAGCGGGUUGAGUUGCAGCAGGAGGUCGAGAAACUCGCACGAGAAAACAGCAGCAUGAAAAUCGAGCUGGAUGCCCUGCGCUCAAAGUACGAGGCACUGCAGACCUUUGCCCGCACGGUUGCUCGGGGCCCGAUCACUUCAGCCAAAGUUGCCACCACGAGCGUCAUCACCAUAGUGAAAUCAGCAGAAAUCUCUUCCAGUUCAGUGCCAUUUUCAGCAGCGUCCUAGUGUCUGGGGUGAGCAAAGUAGCUGCCUUUUGGGAUGGGAGGUUGGGAUGCUGUCCACUGCUGAAGAAUGUACAUCUUCAAGGAUUGGUGUCCUGGAAUCCAACUUUUCCAAAACCACGAAGUGGAAUAUGAAACAGCUGCUCUCCUGUGGACCUAGAAUUCUGUGAACCUUUGUGGUCAAGAUUGGAAUUCCCAAUUUGUUGCUCUCAAGAGAUCUUGCUCAACUCCUUCCUACAUCUUCUUCAGGUCCCUGGUAGCUUCCCAAUGGGAGAAGAUGUCAUAGCGUCCUCUGGAGUAUUGUUGAAUUCAGCUAAAACCACCAAGAAAUGAAUGACCUGGCAGAAUCAAUGGGCAACAUGAACAAACAAGAAUGGCAUCUUCCUCCCUUGGGAAAAUAUAGUAACAAGUUUGACCCAUCACAGGCGCCUUUAUUUCCAUCUCUGGGUGGGCAUGCUUGGCUCUGGAACAGCAUGUGCGAGAGUUCGUCAGAAUGUUGUAGGAUAGGGGUUUUGUCUAUUGAAAUCUGGAAACCCUUCACGGGUUAGUAUCUACCCUGGUUACCAAGUGCUGUGUGUUUUCUUGUGUGGUCUAGCACAAUGGAAGGGGUAUCUCUAGUGCAAAUCCUCCCAUCUGCUGCUUUCCCGUUAUGUGCCUGUGAAGUGGGUGUCUUUUAUGUAGUUUUACUGCUUCCAAAACAAUUCUUGCUCCCAGUAAGAACAAUUUAAUCCCAAUCUCCAUAAUGCUGCAAAGAAGAGGAAAUGAGAAGCUACUAAGGAGAGUAGGAUAUGGUGAUGAUGAGUAGGUUGAGCCAAGACUGAAAUUCAGGAAAGGGGAACCAUUAAGUUUGGGGUCAGUGCGGUAUAAAGGGGUGCUCUGACAUGGCAUACGUUAAGGGCUGAGAAAAAUGUAGACACGAAGGAAGCUGGAAAGUUGUAAGGAUGCCGCAGAAAGAAUGUGAGUUUGACACAUCGGUAGGACUUUGUGAGAUCACUUUAUAGUGCUCUUUAUCUGCAAGAGAUGAUGCACAGUCAAGAGAGGUGUAAGAACAGAAAGUAACUGUCUUCGAGGAAGUGGCCUUGAGAGUUACAGAGGUCAAGGAAAGUUCCCAUGAAGAUACCCCUUAAAAACGAAUGCAUACAAAAACAUCCCAAGAAAUGCUUUCAGUGGUCCAUGCAACAUUUUUCAAGUAGUUGCAAAGUGGGGCACGAGAGGUUGGUUGUGCAUAUGUGACAGAUAGGAGGAACUCGAGUUGGUUAGCUCAGUCAGUGGCAGAGAAAAGGGCAGUCAAAAUGACUGUGUUUUGGGUCGGCCUGGGUUGGGUUGUUAGGAGGAUGUUUAAUGUGGAGAAAGUUAAGUUCUGUGUACUUGACAGAGAAAGGAGAGGGGACUGAUGGUCAAAGUUAAUUUGCCAAUGAAUGCUUCUGUGUUUGGGGGAGGGGCACGGGACUAUCAGUGGAGGGUUGAGUUUAAAUGGAAACAGCCUCCUGCAAGUUAGUUUGUGUUGUGUCUGAAAGACAAAUCAGCUGUUUCUUUGGGAUAUUGUUGAAUCCCAAGGGGUUGGGGGUUCUUUGAGAAUCCCAAAUUAAAGAGGAGCCCUAAAACAGAUGAAAGGAUUCUCCGCCUGGUGUACCUGAUGCUGUGUUGUACCACUUCAGAGCAGAAGUGGGGGACUGAACGUUUGAGUGCUCUUUUCCUGGACUGCUACUUUGGUGCAGGUUUGGUGGUUGUUUUUUUAAGGUGGGGGAGCAUUCAAAUAUUGGAUCCCUUAUUGGUAUACAAGCACACAUGCAUCCAUUUGUCUGUUUUAGUGCUCUGUUUUACAAGCUAUCUGUCCCUUAUGUGUGUGUAAUGCAAACCUGAGUCUUGGACUCGAAUGGGAGAUGUCGCUGUUGAUACCUGACCAGGUGGUGAUCUAGAGCUCCGCUUGUGCUCCCAAGUAAGCACCGUGGAUAAAAGGAACAGUGCAGAGUUCCUCUUGCUCCUUCCCCAUCCCAGUUGGUUGCAUGCUGCUAAGGAGGUCAAUUGGGAACAGUAUAUGGUAGUGAUUCUGCACACGUUGGAUAAUGCACUUCCAAUCCUCUUUAUAGAUCAUUUGGAACAGAUUUUCUUGUGUGCAGAACAAAAAAUCCACUUCAAACGAUUGAUAAAGUGCAUUGAAAGUGCAUUAUCCAACGUGUGCUAGAACUCUGUUUGAUGCUCCAUUGCAACAUCACGGAUGUUGGUAAGUGGAAGCCCAGGAUUUGCUCUAUUACUGGACCGAUGGGGUAGCCCUGCUGAAAGUUGGGUGUGUGUCUAGAAGAGUUCCUUUACCACCAUUAGUAUGUGCAACUUGUCCUAUCAUAGAAAUACUGUCUCAAGCACUUCAGUAAUGUGGGCUACUGCUAACAAACCAUUGUCAACGUCAGAUCAUGUAUGAAUUCUUAGCUAGAAUUGAGCACUUAUGAUAUACUUGAGAAAAAGAAACCCAACCCAACAGUCAUCCAUAUAUGACAGCUUCAUGCCUAACAAUUACUUUGGUGGCAAAAGGCUUGAACAACAUUUUAGGAUUACCUCACUUUCUUUCCAGCCUUUUAAUGUAACCUUUUAGAUGGCAAGUUAAUUUCUUGCAUUCUCCUCCCCUUUCCAUUUCUGACUCCCUUGGCAAAUGCUGAGGAAGAAAAAAAGAUACUAUAUCAAUCUAUGUAUGUAACUACUAUUUCCUCAUUAAUAUAUUUUGGAAAAUCCCCAGAUCUCUGCAAGUUUCCUUCAAGCAGACUGGGGAAGGGGUUAGAUUCCUUGCACUGUUAGGAGCUUUCAAAAACAAAUAGAUAUGGCUGCUGGGGGAUGCUCGAAUGCUUCCAUUUCUUCUCCACCUCUGAGAUCGCUCUGCUCUUGAACAUGAAACCACACCUCCACCUCAGUCCAGGGCUAUCUCAUAGCUUCAACCCUGAAAAAUGAGUGAGGGUGGAGUUAACCCUGGUUUCAUCAAAGAAGGGCUAGAAUAGACGCUUCCGGCUGCAGGUUGAAAGUUGCUAUAUGCAGAGCAGGAGUGGAAUUGCAAUAAGAGCUGCUUUACCCACCCACACCUCUCUCUAAGGGGCCCUUGCCUUGGCAAUGGGCACUUUCUUUCCAGUUGGUACCCAGUUUUCAGUGCUGGAGUUCCAUUGACAUAUGCUCAGCUUUUCUUUUCUCCGCAUUUCAUGGGGUUUCCUUUUGGUGAGAAUAAGAUAGGAAACAGGGCCCGUGACAUAACCAAACAAUAACUUGACUUUAAAUAAAAAUGUUAGGAGACACUUGCAUGACAACUGUGAAUCCACUGAAAUCUUUGUGAGGAUUUUCAUUGCAUUUGCAAAGGUACUGUGGUGAAGCUAUGACUUGAUAGUCGUUGCAAGCUCGGUCCGUUGCUAGAAGCCACCCCUGAAGCUCCCUAGGAGUGUCCCGUGCCUCCUUCCCCAAAGUGAGCCCCGGGCCUUUUUUUUGCACUUCCUUCCCUGUGGCUGCCUUCAGACCAGUCUCCACUGCUGUAUCCCUUAAGUAUACUAAACAUGUCUGAAUGUUCACAUGCAUCUCUCCUAAAGAAAUGCAGAGACUGACGUUGGAAAGGUUAGGGUUGCGCUGCCCCACAACUUGACCAAUCUAGGGGAAAUUUUCUCUUGACUAGGCGGUAAUCUCUAUGGGGCAGUUGUAGUCCAUCUGGGGCAGCUUUUAUGGGGUAAACAGUAAAAAAAAAAUGGAACCUGUACCUUCACAGUUCAUUUAGGAGCAAAAACAAAAAUUAAAAACUGUUGAUACCAUAACCAUGGUAGGUAAUCCAUAUUGGAUAUCAGUUUAAGGACCACAUGAAACUAUUUGAGAGAGAGACAUAUAAAUAAAUAUAUAUAAUAUAUAAUAUAUAUAUAUAUAUAUAUAAUACAUAAUUAUAUAUACGUUUUAUCAUACUGAUCUUUUGUAAGAGAUUCUGUUUUUAAGUUUGACAAUAACAAGUUUUAUUUUUUAAAAAAUCAUACCUGCUCUGAAUGGGACGAGGGGAGGACCCGUUCUUUGAGGGCCACGGGGGAGUUGGGAUGGUGGUUGGAGGAAGGGUCCUGAAAGCUAUUUUUUUCCUCCCCUUGUUCCCGUGUCCUUGGCCUCUUUGCCAGCUGAGGCACCUCUUCCCAAGGGCGCAAGGUCACCAUCAAAGCUUAUCUGAUCCCACAGACUUGAAGAAUGGGGCCUUCUGAAGAGCAGGUUGCAUUACGAGUCAUGGAAGGAGCCGUCCGAGGAGUCCUUUUCCUCCAUAAGCCUUCCUUCUGUGCAACAGUGCCAGUUCCUUUAAGGAUGCUUCCCAUUUUACACAAAAGUUCUUGCAUGUAGCAAGUAAAAUGCCGCCACCCCCCCCCCCCCGGGCCAUCAUGGCUAUGGCUGCGUGGUAGGGUUUUGGGGGUGCAUGUUUCCACAAAAGAAGAAGAAAGUGCAAGUGAAACGUGAUUGGCACACUGCAGAUUGUGUUGGCUGAUUUUUGACCGGCUCUUGAAAUGUACCUUCUUGCAUUCAGCUUGUCAUCUUAAUUGCAGUGUAUUCUACCUACCUUCGGGUUCAUUCCUCCACCUUCAGUAUUGGGGUUUGGAGGUGGGGAGGGGAUGUUUUCAAGACACAGUACAGCUGUAUCCCAGCUCCUCUUCAUUUUAACGGGAUUUCCAACAGACUCCCCUGGAGUGUUGUGGAUAAUGGGUCUGACCAUUCCAUUCAGCUCUGGAAAGUCCCAAAUCCAGUACACAAGUUGGCCACAACACCUUAUUGCAAGACCACUGUUUCAGGUUGUUAAGGGCUGAAUCCAGGCUAGAUUUUCAUCAUUAGGACAGAAUGUUACCGCUUCCUCCCUCCCACAGUGACCCACUGAUCUCUGGGAAACAUUGCUCCUGUGGAUACGGAGCUCUGAGGAAUGACAUGGGAGGGGAGGGGUCAAGCCGUGUAAAUUGCUCGUGCAGUUUGGCUCUAACCUUAAUGAUCCAGCAUUGUCUCCCAUUUCCUCUGCUGCCCUUCCCGGCUCUGGAAGGUGGUACUGGCCAUUCAGAAGGCUGUGCACACAUUCCCAUGCAUUGAAUGUUAUGGCCAUAUUGGUCAUGCCAUGCCUUUGGGGGUUGUGGUGCUGACUUCUCCCCCCCCCCCCCACUGGACUUUCCACCUUAUACUGAGAUUGUUUGAAAAAGGCCGGUACUACAUUUGGGUGGGAAGUGGAGGCCGCAGGCUGCCAGUUGGACCUGUCCAGUCUGUGCGGUGGCUGAGGCAAGACCACCUGCCCCUCAGCAGACAAAGCUUAAGAACAGGUUUGUUUCACACUUUACUCAAGGUAAGAUGGUAGCUUUUAGGUUGUGCCAUUUUCAGACAGCAAGGGGUGUCAUUUUGAUUUUUUUGAUUUUUUUAAAACUCACUGUAUUGUUUGUACACCAGAAGGCCUUGCUUAACUUUUCUCCCUCGUGUUUUGUUUUAGUAGAUGUUUUUAAGGAGAGGGGGUUUUUGUGGGGGGGGGGGGGGAAUUGUCACCACACUCAGAAGCGGUACCAUCUCGAUCCACUUAAUGCUCGGUAUAACUCUUAGAUUUUGCCAGGCCCAGGUGUUUGAGCAUUUAGGCUUGCAAUUAAAGAGGGGAGUGUGAGAGAGAGAAUAGCAAUGACACUGGAAAACAAAUAGCCAGAGACAACUGUGGUUGGGCUUGUUACUGGAAGAAGACGAAGGGAUUUAGGCUACUGAUGCACUCAAAGCCUAAAGGGGUAAUGAAUAUCCCCCCCCCCAAUCAUUUAUACUAAGUUUUCCUCUUUUUAAAAAGCUAAAAACAUUAUUUCUGUAAUAUUCCCCCCCACCCAGUUCAGUUUGUUGGAAUGCAUUUCCACUGAUGGCAAAUCUGACAGGUAUCCUCCCUGCAUCCUCCAAACCAAUGACACAAGUCUGUUUGUCAUUUUUUUAAAAAUAACCCUGUUCAUUCUGUCUUCUGUGGUUCACUCAAUAAUUUCAUUGUAAUAUUUAUUUUUGUGCUGCUUUUUUAUUAUGAAAUAAAUUAUUGAUAUAUCAAGUAACGUGGGGUGCCUGUUUUGUAAGGGGUAUACACUUGGUGUGUGUGCGUGUGUGUGUGUGCGCGCGUGCGUGCGUGUGUCCCACCUACUUUGCUCUUUUGACAAAAACCACAAUGUUAAUUUAUUGCUGUAAAUGGUAUGCUGCAAUGCCUUUUAUUUUGUACCUUUCCA
Messenger RNA from Eublepharis macularius, 6978 nucleotides. It is a transcript of the gene MAFK, whose product is annotated as MAF bZIP transcription factor K. Gene Ontology annotation, biological process: regulation of transcription by RNA polymerase II. Gene Ontology annotation, molecular function: RNA polymerase II cis-regulatory region sequence-specific DNA binding; DNA-binding transcription factor activity, RNA polymerase II-specific. Lineage: Eukaryota; Metazoa; Chordata; Lepidosauria; Squamata; Eublepharidae. The coding region runs from base 198 to 779 and encodes 193 amino acids. The transcript is spliced from 3 exons. Gene Ontology annotation, cellular component: nucleus. The record is from RefSeq and is a predicted model, not a curated record.